CUUCAGUCAUCCGCGUUCGCAGCGACUAUCCAACAGGGCGCAUCAAAUCGGCAUCUCCCCAACAUCACCACCCCAACUCAAUCGCCGCCAACUUCAAUUCGGAGAAAUGGCAAUCAUCGGUGCAGAAACCGAUGCCGUGCCGCAGGUAGUGUUUCGACACGGAAAGAAAGGGAAGACCUACCGGCAACGAGCAGAAGGGUCAAGCAGCGCAACGGGCAGCGGCGAGACGCCGGAUCAAGCCGGACAUGGCACAUCAAACACCACCAAUACAACGACAAUCGAGCGAGAUGAGGACGAAGAAGGGCUCUCAGUCGCCGAGGUGUUGCGGAGACGCAACGCCCGAAAACACAAGCAUGGCGGCGUCGGGUUCCGGGCAGGACCGUCUGGGCCCGGCAACGACGCGGUGGCAAGCGAGGAGAAUGUGGAGCGGGGGUUAGUCGCUCAUGGCAAUGCAGAUGCAGAGCAAGGGCCGGAGGCAGCGAUAAUUGGCGGCAUCUCGAAGCGUUUCGCGCCUCAAACGGGCUUGGUGGGCGAGCUGGUCAACAAGCACAUGGAGGAGUACGUAGAAUCCGAGUUGGCUAGACGAAAGCGGCACGCCGCAGAGGCCGCCGCGCAGCAGCAACAACAACAGCAGCAGAUGGAGCAACGAGGGCGUGAGGAGCUCACGUCAAAUGCGGCCGAUGGCCAGCUCGGUUCGAGGCUGGCGGCCCCCGGUGGCCAGAAUGAUUCCCAGCGAGUAUUGCAGGGCCGGCUGCUCGAAAUCGACCUCGGCGACGAGGCGCGGGCGCGUAAUAUUGAGAUGACAGAGCGCGCAAGAAGGCGGCUGCAAGGGCAAAUCGACGAGGAAGAGGACGAAGAGAGCAAGGGCCGGUCAAAGAACGGUCGCCUUGGGCGAGAUGGCAAGCCCUUGCGAUCGAGAAACCGCCGCGGAAGCGACGAUAUCAAACGCGAUCAGCUUGUGGAGGAGUUCUUGAGCGAAAACAGACUCGACAUGUACGACACGACACAGUCGGGACAGGCAGGGAACUCGACUGCGCUCGAGGACGAGGAGGGAGCUGCCGACGAUCGGAUCGCCGAGGCGUUCCGGCGCGAGUUUAUGAAUGCAAUGGCGCAGCGAUCGCGGCGGAGGAGAAUGGCCCACUCGUCCAAACCCCGAGCGAGGAAGCAGGAAGAGAUCCUCCGGGGCCCGAAGCUUGGCGGCAGCCGCAACGCAAGAGCCGCCAUGCGGGAUCUAUUGCUCAAGGAACAGGCGAGCAAGAAGAAGAGAUGAAGAGGCAGCGGGGGGGAAGAGGGGGGAGCGAGGAGGUUGCAAGGUCAGGUUGGCGAAUCAGGACACCGGUUUUCUCUUUUGGCAACUUGUUCAAUGCUCUCAUCUUUGUUCGCAACACUCGCCCGCUGAAAUCAGAGUAUGGAUUAUUCGGUAAACAUACAUGCCUAGUGUACUCGGCCCUUGUGAACUACCGCCGUACGCUACCAGUGGACUCCCCUCACGCCACCCUUCGAGCGGAAUGCUCUAGAGGAAAUAUUCUGGACACACUUUGUAAACUAGGGAUUAGUGUUCUGGACUGUGUCCAUAUUUAAUUCAGUACACUAACUUUUAGGAACACACGUGAAGACUAAAAUGGUGGGGGUAACGGAUGGAUAGAGGCAGAAAGGAAUGCGAGAAUCAG
This is a messenger RNA of Thermothelomyces thermophilus ATCC 42464, 1670 nucleotides long. RefSeq lists its product as uncharacterized. The coding region runs from base 107 to 1270 and encodes 387 amino acids. Gene Ontology annotation, biological process: mRNA splicing, via spliceosome. The transcript has 3 exons. The record is from RefSeq and is a predicted model, not a curated record. Gene Ontology annotation, cellular component: spliceosomal complex. Lineage: Eukaryota; Fungi; Ascomycota; Sordariomycetes; Sordariales; Chaetomiaceae.